Molecule: messenger RNA, 561 nt
Organism: Chanos chanos (milkfish)
Lineage: Eukaryota; Metazoa; Chordata; Actinopteri; Gonorynchiformes; Chanidae
Product: progranulin-like
Exons: 5
Coding region: 1-561 (186 amino acids)
Cellular component (GO): extracellular region
Source: RefSeq, a predicted model, not a curated record
AUGAAGAUGAUCGCUGUGGUGAUGUUGCUGAUGGUUGGACUGGUUACCAGCAGCACGGUCUGUCCUGAUGGAAAUGAAUGUCCAGAUGACUACACCUGCUGCAAAACUCAGUCUGGUUAUGGAUGCUGCCCUGCACCCCAUGCUGUUUGCUGUGCUGAUGAGAAGCACUGCUGCCCAGAAGGCUACAUCUGCAACCUAUCGACGGGCCAGUGUGACAAAGCGGGACUGCCGUUUUUCAAAGGUCCUCUGCUGAGGCAGGUACCUGCAAAAGAGCCCGAGACCCUCCGCUCAGCUGCUGUCGGCUCCGAGAGCGUCUCUGUGUCGGUGGUCUACUGUGACAGCUACACUGUCUGCCCAGAUCGCACAACAUGCUGUAAGAGUCCUUAUGGACAAUGGUACUGCUGUCCAUACUCGAUGGGUUCCUGCUGUAGGGAUGGAGUCCACUGCUGUCCCCACGGUUACCAGUGUGACCCUACAUCCACUUACUGUCGGAGAGGAGGUUUCAGUCUGCUUGCCUCCCCACGUCUACCCUCCCAGAGGGUGGAGACCACUGAGGAGUAG